GACAGGCUGUCAGACGCUUUGGUAGGAGGCUUGGGUCUGGCUGUGUAAGCUGAGAGCUUACACUGUUGCAGCUAACCUUCAGAGACAGUAGCACGGUGACACGGGGGUUAGUGGGAUCCGGGAAGACGUUACCCCGAUAAUCUACAUCCUUCGGGGGCCCACCAGCUAAAAUCAGAAUGGAAGCUCGACGUGAAAAAACAAACACCUGUGGGACAGUUUGCCUGAAAUAUCUGCUCUUUCUCUUCAACAUCCUUUUCUGGCUGGCAGGAGGGGCUGUGUUGGCAGUGGGCGUGUGGACUCUGGUGGAAAAGAGCGACUACAUAAGUUUACUGAACUCCGGCUUCUACUCAGCCUCGGCUUACAUCCUGAUAGCUGCUGGACUCAUUGUCAUAGUGACCGGGAUAAUCGGAUGCUGUGCCACCCUGAAGGAGAUGAAGAGCCUUUUGAUUGUGUAUUUGAUCUUGUUACUCUGUAUUUUCCUGCUGGAGAUCAUUGCUGGUGUCCUGGCCUACAUCAACUACCAAGAGUGUUUCCCUUUCUGCCAACAGCUGGAUGAGGAGCUCAAGCAGAAUCUGAGGGUUACCAUGCAGCAGAAAUACAAGCAGCCAGGAGAGGAAAGCAUCACUGAGGCAGUGGACAAACUCCAACAGGAGUUUAAGUGUUGUGGCAGUCACAACUUCUCAGACUGGAGGGACAGUGCGUGGAUCCAGGCAGGAAAGAGUGGACAGCUUGUUCCUGAUAGCUGCUGUAAAACUCCCAGUGAACUCUGCGGCCGCAGGGACCAUCCUUCCAACAUCUACAGGGUGGAGGGGGGCUGUAUCACGAAAUUAGAGGACUUCAUCCAGAGUCAAUUGUAUGUCCUCGGUGCAGUGGGUAUAGGGAUUGCAUUUCUACAGCUGGUGGGGAUGAUGUUCACGUGCUGCCUCUAUCGGAAUCUGAAAGAAGAUCCAUACUGACUUGACAUUAUGAACUGUAUAAUGUUUGAGGCAUUAUUGUAAAACCCCAAAUAUUUUCACAAUUCUGUAGUGCUGUGAAGUUAUCACUACAAAUUGUGACACAAAAUACACACACUAGAGACACUGUAAGGCUGCUGGACAGCGCUGCGCUUUGUUUCAAGCAAAAUUUCUUUGCACGCUGUGUGCAUCCUACAUAUUGUGUUAUCACAGGGUGCAUGAAUGAACUUAUAACCAAAAAGCCAUAUGUAAAAGCAGAGAAUUAUGAGCAUGCUGUGGCUGAUUUUGCUAUCAGUGCUUGUCUUGUUCACUUUAUGAAAGAUAUAACUAAAUAUAUAGAUAAAACAUAUUAUUUCUUUGUCCUGAUCCAAAUAAACGGUGCCUAUCUUUUUCUAUUCCCA
Mugil cephalus (flathead mullet) is the source of this 1354-nucleotide messenger RNA. RefSeq names its product CD151 molecule (gene cd151). NCBI's taxonomy places the organism in Eukaryota, Metazoa, Chordata, Actinopteri, Mugiliformes, Mugilidae. Gene Ontology annotation, cellular component: membrane. The transcript has 9 exons. The record is from RefSeq and is a predicted model, not a curated record. Bases 177 to 956 code for a protein of 259 amino acids.